AGUUAUGCUUACCUACUGGACAUUCCAACAUUGAGGAUGAGUAUACACACGCAUGUUAGCUGAUCUAGGAAAAAUUUCAAAACGAUACUCGUGCAACCUCAAAUUCGUCAUGAUUGUUGAAUUUACAUUGUGUUUGAUAGUGUUUGCAUUAUUCCGUUUUGUACUUGUGAGUGGACACAUCGCUCAAGAUCUCCCCCCUGGUCCGUAUCGAUGGCCUUUAAUUGGAAAUGUGGUCGAAAUGGCACUCGCAGAUUUGAAGUAUCCCCACAAAGCGUUGGGAUUAAUGGCCAAAAAAUACGGUGACAUCAUGGGUCUUGGAUUCGGUGUGCAUUACAUGGUUGUCAUCUCAUCUUACGAAGCAAUAAAAGAUAUUCUAUCAAGACCAGAAGUUUCCAUGGCUCGAUUAGUUUGGCCAUUUGUAGCAGAUCGAGCAUACGGGAAGACUAAUAUGGGAAUAAUCUGGAACGGAUUUGAAUCUUGGCAAGAACUGAAACGAUUCACAAUUCGUACCAUGAGAGAUUUUGGAUUUGGAAAGAGAAAUUCGAUGACUGUCGUUAUGCAGGACGAAGUGAAAGAUUUAGUGGCUGAGAUCAAAAGUCAGAUAUCGACGGAUGGCGUUUGGGACGUGGACGCCUGGUUAUUAGCAUCUAGUGCGAUCAACAUUCUCUGGUCUCUCGUUGCUGGGUACAGAUUUUCCUUAGGGGACGCGAAAUUGAGGAGGGCUGUUCAACUUAAUGACAACAUUGUCCAUGCUGUGGGAUUUACAAAUAAGUACUCAAUAUUUCCCUGGGUGAAGGACUGGUUUCCGAAAUGGAGCCGACAUGAAGAACAUGUAGCUUGCUAUGAAGAAAUGCAAGUAUUCCUGAAGGACAUUAUAGAUGAGAUCGACGCUAAACGAAAAGCACGAAGCAAUCCAGACCCUGAAAGCUUUAUUGAAGUUUUUCUUCACGAGGCAGAAAAACGUGGUGGAAGCGAUGAAAAUUAUAACAUUGAACAGCUCAUAGUAAUUCUGCAAGACUUGUUUCUCGCCGGGUCGGAAACUACGAGCAACACUGUAAACUGGCUGCUCUUGUAUGUCGCUAUGAAUCCCGAAGUGCAGAAAAGGGUACAAAUGGAGAUUGCAGAGGUCAUUGGACCAAACAACGUUCCAACGCUCCACCAUGAAAAUAGAAUGCCAUAUACAAAAGCUACAAUUUUGGAGACGUUUCGAACCGCCAUUAUUCUACCAAUGCCAGGGCCUAGGGUUGCAACGCAAGACUUGACCGUGGGCGAGUAUGUUAUUCCCAAGGGAGCUGGCGUGACUUACAAUCUGGGACCCAUGUUGGGUGACACGGAAUAUUGGGGAGAUCCACAAGUUUUUAGACCAGAACGAUUCUUACGUAAAGAAGACCAAGGGGAGUACCAAAUUGUGAAGGCGGAGAGAAUUUUAAUGUUCGGAUUUGGGAGGAGGAUUUGUCUGGGCGAAAGUCUUGCCUGGAAUUCGUUAUUCCUGUAUACAACCACGCUUCUGCAGAAAUUUGAGUUAUCAAUCAUUCCAGGGAUGGAACCAUCAGGGAUUGCAAUAAGUUCGGGGACGCUGUCUCCAGAACCGUAUCGAUUACGAGUAAAAUGUAGAGAAGAGUAAUUAAAUAAAUGAAGUGGCUCAGUCCAUUUGUGUCGCAUUGAAAAUUUUAAUUGUAAUGAGUCGUCUCAAGGUGCAUGCGAUUUGAUACGUGUUUUGUGUAAAUUUAAGAAAUAGGACUUACAAUUUUACUACAAACGUAUGUGUAUGCAGGGUAUUGGAGUUCUAAAUUGUUAUAAAGCUACAUGUUGUUUUGCACAA
Molecule: messenger RNA, 1822 nt
Organism: Folsomia candida
Lineage: Eukaryota; Metazoa; Arthropoda; Collembola; Entomobryomorpha; Isotomidae
Product: cytochrome P450 2J6
Exons: 9
Coding region: 53-1624 (523 amino acids)
Biological process (GO): xenobiotic metabolic process
Cellular component (GO): cytoplasm; intracellular membrane-bounded organelle
Molecular function (GO): heme binding; iron ion binding; oxidoreductase activity, acting on paired donors, with incorporation or reduction of molecular oxygen, reduced flavin or flavoprotein as one donor, and incorporation of one atom of oxygen
Source: RefSeq, a predicted model, not a curated record